Exophiala viscosa is the source of this 2122-nucleotide messenger RNA. RefSeq lists its product as uncharacterized. Gene Ontology annotation, cellular component: cytoplasm; nucleus. The transcript is spliced from 2 exons. Bases 291 to 1892 code for a protein of 533 amino acids. NCBI's taxonomy places the organism in Eukaryota, Fungi, Ascomycota, Eurotiomycetes, Chaetothyriales, Herpotrichiellaceae. Gene Ontology annotation, molecular function: poly(A) binding. The record is from RefSeq and is a predicted model, not a curated record. Gene Ontology annotation, biological process: regulation of mRNA stability.
GCUGCAGAUACAUCCUUCUUCCCACCUGUGUACUCGCAUAUUCAAACAAACGCCUUACUCGACCUCUCAACAUCCACCUCGAGUCUAUCCGCGCAUUUGACUGCAUUUGACACGCAGUGUCUUGUCACGGUUUCACAGUACAACCUAUACCGCCUGAACCGACUUCAGAGUCAAACUUUCAUCGAUACUGCAAACAAUCUCGAAGCGCGACCCUCUGCCUCAGGGUAUCGCAGGCAGACCUAGCCUUGCCACUAUAUCUGUUGCUUCCCCUCUCUCGACCAUUCGCUACGAUGUCUUCAAUUGCACUGGAUACGCCGCUCGCGGAGGCGCUGAGCAGUGCUGUGCACUCGAAGAUCGUCGAAGAAGGCUGGACGCAGGACGAUGAUACCUCUUUAGCAGAGUACAUCGUUCUCAUGCUUGCGAAUGGCAAAACUCAGGACCAGAUCGCUUCAGAGCUCGCAGGCGAAUUAUUACAAGACGCGAAGGGUACGACGGAAUUUGCGCAGUGGCUAUUUGACCAGGUCAACAUCCUAUCCUCCGGCGCCACCGGCCCUGCACCUGCAGAGACAUCGCAAUCAUCACAACAGAUACAUCAGACAGUCGCGCCGGAUGCUGCCGCUUCAACAUUCGCGGACAAUGAAGAUUCCGCAAUCCCUGCCGCAUAUGACCAGGAUAUGGCAGAUAACGCGCCCGAAAAUGCGCCUCGCGGACCUAAAGGUCUCCAUGGCGGACGAUCUGCUGGCCGAGGUGGCCGCGGUGGAGCGAACAAGGGUGGUGAUUCAGUCCUACAUCGAACUCGAGGCAAUGAUCGGAUAAACACGCAUAGCAACAACAUGCGCGGAGCACCGAAAGGGCCACGCUCGAACCGUGAUGUCCGUCCUGGCAUGCAGAAAGCUCUCAAUGGAAUGGGGAUGUCUGGGCCUGCUCAGGGAAUGCAAAAUCCAAUGAUGAUGAAUGGUACACAACAGGGUCAAAACAUGAUGCAGAUGACUCCUCAGCAGCAAAUGGAGUUCAUGGCGAUGAUGGAACAGCAGACACGCAUGCUUGCGCAAUUCACCGGCAUGAUGCCGGGCCCUGCGAACGCUUUCGGACCAGGUAUGAAUCAACAAGGCAGUCAGGGUCGAUCGUUGUUUGAUAGAGUCGAGCCCGGACGUGGCCGUGGUGGAGCUCGAGGACGAGGACGAGGUGGCCACAACCAGAAUGGCCAUAUCAAGACUGCCGGCAAAGUCGGCGAUGGCGACACCGCGAUGGACGGCGAUGGACAAGCUACGCCAGCUCAGUCAACAUCAACAGACGCCGAGCAGCAGGUCGAGGGAGAGCGAAAGCCACAAGAUCCAUCAAACACAAUGUGCCACUUCAACCUCCGCUGCACGAACAAAGACUGCAUAUAUGUUCACCAGGGACCGGCUGCCCCAGAAGGCACUAUCGUUGACAUGUCCGACACAUGUACUUUUGGUGCGGCCUGCAAGAACUUCAAGUGUGUUGGAAAGCAUCCGUCACCUGCCCAAAUCAGAGCACACCAGGCUCAAGAAGUUUGCAAAUUCUUCCCCAACUGCACCAAAGCCAAUUGUGCUUUCAAGCACCCGACAGCUCCCCUAUGUCGAUUCGGCUCCAACUGCAAAACUCCGAAUUGCACCUUUACGCAUUUAGAAAUACCCUGCCGAUUCAAUCCUUGUACGAACCUGCGAUGUCCGUAUAAGCACGAGCCUGGGCAGCAGAAGGCUACUAGUCUGGCGGAUUAUACUUGGACACCGGACAAACAAAAUCAACAGGAUGAUACAGAACACGUCAGCGACAGGAAAUUCGUGGACGAGCAAGCGGGAGAAGAGGAACUCAUCAAGCCGGAAGAGGCCAAUGGCCAUGCAGGAAUAAAGGAAGAGAUCAUUACCUAAUGGCAAUGUCUACGUGGAUCGAAGGGUGGAAGUCGAGGUACUACUGAUGCAGAAUUCAUCAGCGAAGCUGUACAAUAUGAUUCCCAGGCAUCUGGGUGAGCCAUGGCCAAGGCCAUGAAUGCGGCUCUUAUGUGUAGGGGAUGCCAUUGAUAUCCCACAAGCCAAGAGGCUUUGAAUCAAAACAGGUGUUCCGGGAACAAUGAAUCUAUUUGGAUGUUGGUGCUUUUUAC